UAAUUCACCUGUUCCUCGCGGAGGCUUUGUUUCAAAUUCUUUUUCCUUCUCUUGUUCUUUUAAUGAAAUCAUAACUCUCUAGACGAUUUUCACGUUGAUUUUUAAACACACGAAUGGUAUGAGUCCAGCAUUGUCCGACUCAGUCGUUGGAAAGACUCGACUGAUGAUGAAACAACACUCUCGGUGAAUCGUCAGUUCUGGAGUUCAGUUGUUUGCCUCUUUUUAACAAUUCAACCCCCGUUUCUCUUGGAUUUUUAAAUUAUACAUUACGGACAGCUUCGUGAAUUUAUCAAGGAUUUGUUGGUGCAAAACUUCUCGAAGAAAGAUGCAAAGAAAGUUUUCCAACCUCGAAAGCUAUUAACUACACUAUUUUGGAAAGCACGGGUAUGGUCGAUUUAAUACAACACAGAAAAGAACAAGUAUUAUAUUGGAAUGGAGAGAUAAACUUCAACAUAGCAAAGAAAUCGAUAAGUAAUCAAGGCAGAGCAAUAGACGGUUCAAAUUAAUAGCGGUCUGUCGUGAGAGACCCCAAUGCUUGCACAGAUGUUCAUGUUCUUCAGAGACAAUGAACUGGCCAUUUCUGGCGAUGACUUUAGCCACUCUGUCUCACUCCAGAUGGACCAAACAGAGGUUAUAGCCGUUGCAACACAAGACACAUCGUUGCCCACCCAGCCACCAUGCUCCCCAACGAGCCAGGCAAGUGUACGGACAAUUGAAAAUGAAACCAUUUGUCGCAUCUGUCUUGACAGAGGUACAGAACCACUGGUUGCACCUUGUAAAUGUGCCGGUUCUGCCAAAUUUGCUCACGAGAGCUGUCUUCUGCAGUGGUUUUUUAAAACGCGGAGAAGAAAGUGUGAGCUGUGUCUUUCUGAGGUUAAUGUGAAAUCCGUUGGUUUCAAACCAUUACAGAAGUGGAGGCUGCCAACGGACUCUUGCGAUUUUGUCUUCUACUUGUUUACACUUUACUGCGUAAUAAUGUUCGUGUUCACUGGCAUGAUCAUCUGGAUAGCGACACAGGGCUGCCUCUCCCCAGUCUGCAUCACGCUUUAUGUCAUCUGCAGCAUGUCCCUGGUGUAUUUCAUAUAUUGCUGUGGCUGUGUUGAAUAUUCUAAAACGUACUGGAAAGCCUGCGUUACAACCAAUAAGAACUGGCGCAUUUACAACAGGGAGGAGACAUCGCGGACGAAAGCAAAAGCAUCAAGAGUCGUAUCAAACGGAAGUGAAUCUUGCAGUUCCAAGAAAUGUAGUCACGUGGUUAUUGACCAACCAGACCUUGCUACGCAUUCAGCUGAAGGACCUUCGAGUAUUCUAGUUGCAGAUUUACCACAAACAGUGGAACAGAAAAAUAAAUUCAAAGUAAACGAUGAAAGAAGUAUAUCCGGAAGUACCACUAUAUACCAUUCUCAUAUUGAUGGGGAGGAAACCCGGCGAAUUGAUGUCAUGUCUACUAGGACUGUAGGUUCUCCAUGUGACUCUCCUGUCUGUUUAUCCCCCGUCUUUACUGGGAAGGAGCUGGCGCAUACUGGUAGCAUAUCUCUGUUGAUGGAACUGAACUACAGUCAGCAGCACUCACUAUGCGUGGCAAAGAAAGACCUAAAGAAUGAAAGAAUUAUUCAUGUCGUAACCGAAAAAGUAGACACUUCACCUAAACGAAGAGCCUUCUCAGUCGAUGCACAUACACAAACUGUAGACUCGCCACCUCUUGAAAACGAGAGUAAAGAUGUGAAAGUUGGAGUAAAAACUGGCGAUGGGGUCACAAAUAGUGGUUUUGAUGACACAAAAUUGUGAAGUAGAUCAACAAGCAAAUAAUUUAUUAAAUUUAUGACAUUUGUUUCCUGAAAUAAAAGGAAACGCAAGUUUGGGUUAUUUAACUGCAAUUGGAUCAAAAGCCACUUUGUCUGCUUGCAUGAGGUGGGAUGAUACCUAGCCAGUUGAUUUGACGUCUUUGUUAAUUUCAUGCCAUAGGCCUUUACAAACUGAAGCAUAGCUAUUUAUGAGAGAAAAAUCCCUCUGCUGUUGAAUUAAUUCUUAAUCAAACAAGAUCCCGGUUGCCGGUUGCAUGCCGGUUGCGAAAUAGCCUUUAAAAAGAGGCGUGCAAUGCGCGGAGCUCAUGUCUUGAAGAAGCAUUUACUGUCGAACAUCUAUUGUCUUUUAUGCCUCCCCUAUGGGCUUAUACCCAUUCUUUAUUGGCUUUGAUACUCAUGUAUUAACAUACAACCCUAGAAAUAUUUAAAAGAAACAUUUAUCAAGACUGGUGGACCACCCAUCUAAAGUUUUGUCCUGUCCUCUGCUAGGAAAGGCAUUUUUAGUCAUAAGACAUUACAAGGUGAAGGUUUAACGAUACAGUUCUGGCGUGGCCUUUUUGUUGGUCCCCUUGGAGAUGGAAGUUUCUUGAGUUGUAAGAAUAUCUUUUAACUGGCUGGUUACGUCUAGAGAUAUUAUCAAAAAAGUUCCCGUGUUACACAUGGCUCUUUUACUGGCCGACAUGAAGGUGUUUUUGAUAGUGAUAGCCCACCCCCCCCCCCCCGUAUUU
This is a messenger RNA of Rhopilema esculentum, 2533 nucleotides long. RefSeq lists its product as uncharacterized. Gene Ontology annotation, molecular function: ubiquitin-protein transferase activity; zinc ion binding. The record is from RefSeq and is a predicted model, not a curated record. Lineage: Eukaryota; Metazoa; Cnidaria; Scyphozoa; Rhizostomeae; Rhizostomatidae. Gene Ontology annotation, biological process: protein ubiquitination.